Molecule: messenger RNA, 1323 nt
Organism: Parasteatoda tepidariorum (common house spider)
Lineage: Eukaryota; Metazoa; Arthropoda; Arachnida; Araneae; Theridiidae
Source: RefSeq, a predicted model, not a curated record
AUGCCAAGUUUACAAAAGAUAGCCAUCAUAGGUGCUGGAUGGUACGGAGUCCACACCGCUUUAGAAUUGAAAGCAGAUAAUCCAAGCCGAGAUAUUUUCAUUCUUGACAAAGAAGAGGACAUAUUCCGGGGAAUAUCUGGAAUGUUUGGAAUCAGACUUCACGCUGGACCACACUAUCCUCGUUCAGAAAAGACAAGAAGAGACUGCCAGCUAGGCCUAAAGAAAUUCCAAAAAUUCUAUCCAGAAUUAAUCAACGCCAACCACGUAUCUAUAUACCUGUUGGGAGACAAAGACUCUGAUGGCUGUGAACCCAAGGUACCGAAAUCACUUUUUAAGAGUGUCUGCGAAGAAUAUUGUUUUCGGCGGGAAAUAGACCCAAGGGAAUUUGGCUUUACAAAUGUAAAUUACGGGGCUAUCAUAGACGAGCCAACAGCAAAACUGGGACAACCUCUGAGAACUUAUUUUAAGAACCGCUUAUUAUCGAGCAGGAUUCCAACUCUAUUAAACUUUCUUGUUUUGGAUGUUCAGAAAACACCGGAAGGAAUGAUGGUCACUGGUUUGCAAAAUGGAGCACAAAGGAAGAUUUUCUGCGAUGUUGUCAUUCACGCUAAUAGCUAUCAGUCUCUUUUGCCCAAAAAAUUACCUUUCGCUCUCAAAAUGAUCUAUCAACCCUGUUUGGGUCUACAGUAUAGGUAUAAAGGUAAGGGAAAACCGGUUAUUUUUAUUAUUAUGGAUGGUGCUUAUCCAUGUUUGAUGCCAUUCUUUGAAGAAGAAGAUUCACAGAACUAUGUGAUGACGCAUGGCAAAUGGACUAUUUUGGGUACGUUCACAUCUGCGGAAACAGCGCAUGAAAAACUGCGUUCACUGACAGAUUAUUUCGUUGAAACGAUCAUCAAGGAAAAUUGCGAGACAGAGAUGAGACGAUUUUAUUUGGCAUUUUUUGACGAAUUCGAAUAUAUUGGAUGGAAAGCAGCAGUAUUGGCAAAGCCGGCUGUCUCCAGUGAGUUUCGAAGUGCUGUCACUUUCAGAGAAAACAAUGUUAUUUAUAUCACUCCCGGCAAAAUUACUAACAUUUUUGAAGUUGCUGAUGAGGUCAGAUCUUUUCUGGCCACUAACAACGGCUGCAAAACUCUUCGAGAACAGAGUUUUAGCAUUUUGAAAAACGGUAUUUUAGAUAGAGCUUUAUCUGAAAUUAGCGCAUCAACACUAAAUGAACGCAGCACAGCAAGACUUCAACCCUACCAAACAUUAUUGGAGGCCCAACCAAAGUUAGAAAUACUUGAUGUUAACCCAGCUCUCAUGCAAAGAUGUAUAAAAGUAUGA